AUGAUAUUUGAACUCUAAACUCCAUCUCCAUCCUUAUCUCCUAAUUCGAAAUCCAAAUUUUAUUAGGAUCAACUUGAUAAAGCUCAUUUAGUUAUUGAUUAAUUAGAAUAUUUACUUUAAGAAAAAGAGCAUCAGAAAAAUAUUCAUCAAACGACUUACAAUAAUAUUGUCAUUCCUCCACUUUAAUUGAAAUAAAUAAAUAAUGAAAGAUCUAAAAGUUAUGCAAAUACUCCAAUAUUCUAUUCUACACCUAGAGAUAGAAGAACAAGAUUCUCAUUAGGAGAUGGUUAAGAUUCUGCAAGAUUUAUUGAGGAAAUUAAAAAUAGACAUUCAGAACUUAUUUUAUAAUCUCAAGAAGACAAUAAUUUUAGAGAACAAAAAAAUAAAUAACUUAAUCAUCAAAUUCAAGAAUUAAAAUCAGAACUGAUCUAUUGUCAACAAAAACAUUCUAUUACUAAAAAAGAAAAAUAAUCUGCUCAAUAAGCACUUGAUAUUUUAGAUACUUAAAUCUAAGCUAUUAAAUUGCAAUUAACAAUCUCUAAAGAAAAAGGUAAUCAUUUAUAAAAUAAAAUCGAAAUAAUUAAUCAUAAUAAUAAUGAUAUUUCUGAACAAACUAUAAAACAUUAAUCUGAAAAUCAUGAAUCAAUCUAAAAUCAGAAUUCCUUAAUCUUACCAUAAAAUUAUAAUAAUCAUAAAAAAUUAUUAGGGUCUUUAUAAAAAGAAAUUUAAUUAUUAGAAAAUAAAAAACAAAAAUAUUAUAAUUAGACAACUACUUCUUAAUUUGAAGAAAAAUAAAUAGAAGUUAAAGAAGAUCACUUUUAUGAUAGAAUUAAUUUUGUUGUAAAUAAUAUUUGUAAUCUUAGAUUGAUACUUCUUAAAAUCAAAAUAUUCUUAUUACUUAACAUUCUGAGGUUUAACUUAAUGAAGAAGAUAUCAGUUCUAUUAAAUCUUUUCGAGCUAGAGGACAUCGAAAAAAUAGAAGUUGUGAAUCCUGCUAAAUCUUCUGA
Molecule: messenger RNA, 1007 nt
Organism: Paramecium sonneborni
Lineage: Eukaryota; Ciliophora; Oligohymenophorea; Peniculida; Parameciidae
Source: the annotation of a GenBank genome assembly